Molecule: messenger RNA, 804 nt
Organism: Magnusiomyces paraingens
Lineage: Eukaryota; Fungi; Ascomycota; Dipodascomycetes; Dipodascales; Dipodascaceae
Exons: 2
Coding region: 1-804 (267 amino acids)
Biological process (GO): mismatch repair; regulation of DNA replication; leading strand elongation
Cellular component (GO): PCNA complex
Molecular function (GO): DNA binding; DNA polymerase processivity factor activity
Source: RefSeq, a predicted model, not a curated record
AUGUUUGAAGCAAAACUUAACGAAGCUAGUGUCUUUAAGAAGAUUGUCGAAUCAGUCAAAGAUGGCUUCAAGAACUGUAACUUUGACUGCUCAGAAGAAGGUAUCUCAAUGGAAUCCAUGGACGAUGCACACAUUGCUCUCGUUUCCAUGAAACUUGGAGUCGAAGCCUUUUCAUCAUACCGCUGCGACCGCUCUAUUUCCCUCGGUCUUAACAUUGAGUCUCUCCUUAAAGUUCUCAGAACUGCUAACAAUAAUGAUGUUCUUACCAUGCGCGCAGAAGACGACGGAGAUCUACUCACCCUUGUUUUUGAAGACUCUUCUAACCCAGACCGUAUCUCUGAAUACAAUCUCAAGCUUCUAAACAUUGACCAGGAACACAUGUCUAUCCCCGAGCAAGAGUACACUGCCACUGUUACUCUCCCCUCCUCUGAAUACCAGCGCAUUAUUCGUGACUUGACCCAGCUUGGUGAUUCAAUUACCAUCGACGCUGCUAAGGAUGGUGUCCGCUUCACUGCCGAAGGUGACAUUGGCUCUGGCUCUGUCUCUCUUAAGGCAAACACCAAUGUUGGUGAAGAUGAAAAGUCUAUUGACAUUGCUGUUGAAGAACCAGUUGCUUUGGGCUUUAACUCCAAAUACUUGACUCAGACUUGUAAGGCUGCUCCUCUGGCGCCCCGUGUCUCUCUCAACAUGUGCAAGCGUAUUCCUAUCUUUAUUUCAUACAAGCUGCAAGCCGGUCACUUUAGCUUUUUCCUGGCACCACAAAUUAGUGAAGGUGAUGAGGAAGACGAUGAAGAUGAAGAUUAA